This is a messenger RNA of Pangasianodon hypophthalmus (striped catfish), 2567 nucleotides long. RefSeq names its product zinc finger protein 750 (gene znf750). Gene Ontology annotation, cellular component: nucleus. Bases 439 to 2322 code for a protein of 627 amino acids. NCBI's taxonomy places the organism in Eukaryota, Metazoa, Chordata, Actinopteri, Siluriformes, Pangasiidae. Gene Ontology annotation, biological process: positive regulation of transcription by RNA polymerase II; epidermis development. The transcript has 3 exons. Gene Ontology annotation, molecular function: DNA-binding transcription activator activity, RNA polymerase II-specific; RNA polymerase II cis-regulatory region sequence-specific DNA binding; promoter-specific chromatin binding. The record is from RefSeq and is a predicted model, not a curated record.
UUCCCACCAAGCAGAACAAGUCAGGCAAAACAGAAAUUCGGCUACAUGCAAAUCCUGCCGGUGCAUCCUCACAGCCUCCACACUCCCUUCCCCCUGAUCCUGAUUCCAGUACAAACACAGCAGCACAUGCCAAAGAGCUAUGGCAAUGAUCUCAGGCUUGUGGGAGCCAUGCUGGUGAAUCGUGGCUUGGGGCCUGACUAAUAUUAGCUAGAGAGGUGUUGCCUGAGGGCUCUACCUGGGCAUAGACUCCACCCCACUGACAGCUACACAGAGCGAGACAGACAUACAGGACUGAUCAGAUACAAAACCUGUAGUCCUCACACGCACUUCAACACCGUCCACGCCAUCGUCCGAGGCCUAGGACCACUUCACGCAGUCCGGAAGGUUCACUCUGUGACCACCGUCAGACAGCAGGACUGAUAUCUCAACAGAGUCAACAUGGAAACCCGUCAAGAGAGAAAACCGAAGAAGCCACAUUACAUUCCCCGUCCUCCUGGCAAGCCCUUCAAAUACCAGUGCUUCCAAUGUCCCUUCACCUGCAACAUCAAGUCCCAUCUCUUUAAUCACAUGAAGUACAACCUGUGCAAGAACUCCAUCUCUCUGGUGUCUCAGCGUGGGGAGCAGACAGGGAGAGCAUCCAGAGCUCCACAGCGCAGCACUUCCUCCAAUCAAGUACAUCCAGAACCCUCAAUGCCUGCUAAACCCAGUCCAAUCAGACCAGACCACCCUAACAGCAAAAUAAGAAUUGUGGAAAAGCUGGAGGAGUUGGCAGUCCAAAAGGUGGAGGGGGGAGACGAUAGGGAAGGAAAUCAAAGUCCUGUGAAAAAAGUUACAGAAAAUUCUUCUGAGCUGAUCAGCAUUGAAAGCAGGGACCCAGGAACCGUUGAGACUAUGAUAAAGUGCGCUUCAUCGUCUGCCUUUUCUCCUGUUCAACGGAAAUGUGAAAAUGAGGCUCGGCCUCCACGUAAAGCAGAUCAACCCUCUUCGCACAUCCCUGUUUGCCCUUCUUUCCACCCUGGGCCAACCUGGGGUCAGAGAGCCACUUCUGCACCUCUCAAACCCCCUGCAGAUUACCCACCGUACGUGCUCCCCGAAAGAACCACACAUGCCUUUUACCAAACCUACAUGCAGAAUCAAAGCAUCCCACCAGCCUACUGUCUGAGCCUUCAAGAGCACAACAGACCCCUUGUGCCAGCACCUCUAAUCCCACCCAAUCACCCUUCUCUCCUUCAACCAUACACCUACAGAUACAGCCACCCCUUUUUCCAAGUUCCACCCUUACCUUACGGUGUUUAUCCUCCUGAACACACGCCGUCCUUACAGGGCCCGAGGUACAUCCCCAUGGAGAUGUUCUCCCACGGCUUUGAGUCCAGGGACUAUGGAAGGUACGCCUACCUCCAGCCAGGCUCCUACAGCAGGCCAUCAGAAGCAAGAGGGAACCAACAGCAUGGAGGUGACAGGGCCACCCGCCAGAGCCCGAUGGCUGGCUGUGCCGCAUCAGGGUCUCCAGACAGGCCAAGCGUUGUAGAUAUGACCCAGCAGCAUUCCAUCAACCCACAGCACUCUGCUCAUCGUGAGCCACAGCCUACCUGCCAAUCAGACUGCACCACUCCGGGAAGGGGGGCAAUGACAGAACCAGAGAGAUUACUGAUUAAUCUGUGUGUGAAACAGCAAGAGGGCAGUACACAAAAGCAAAGAAGAGAUAUUGUGGAAAGUACUCCCAGUUCUAUGCGAUGCUCUGGCUUUUUAUCAGAGGAAGGUGAAGAUGAAGACAGUGAUGACGCAGCAGCUCCACUCAAUCUGUCAAAGAGGGACCAGAACAGAUCUGUCCACACAGCUGACCACAUAUAUAAUGAAGAGAUCAACUCAGAGUCAGAAAGCAAUGAUGAAGAUGCCCCUCUAGACCUCUGUCUCCGUGCCCAGUCCAAUAACCAGCUCCAGACAGGUUCUACCAUGAGAUCAGAGGAGGUCCCUGAACAAGUCUGUGUCAGACAAGUUCAGUCAACUCCAUCCGAGCAAGAGCAGUGUGACCGCAGACACUCUGCAGCGUUUGCCCUCUGCCAGCUGGCCAGCUCCAGCAACAUCGAUACCACUGAACAUCCUUCAGAACCACACAAGGACACUCAAAGUCCAAGCCACCAGCAAUGUCCUGUCCCAGACGAGGCUCCUAAUGGGGACACCCCUGGCACAGGCAAGUCUGAGCAGAACACUGCAGCCCAGGGGAAGAAACGAGCAAGUGAUGAGGCCACAAAAACAACCAGCAAGAGAGUGAGGGUGAACGAACCAGUCCGGGACAAGAGGAGGAGAACCCAGAACUGCUGAUUGACAUUCAAAGAGGGAAGUUUCAGGGGCCGCCAAUUUCAUAUGCGAGCUUGAGAGCUGGUGAACGUUGCAGCGCAAUCACAGACUUUCCUUUAAUAUGUAUAUUUUGUAUAUAGCUUUUCUUACAUGCAGCAUCCUCCAAUAAGUCACACUUCAGAGUGCAAGUUUAAACUGACGUCGUACUAUUAUGAUGUAUGUUCAAACAUUUAAUUUUUGCACAAUAAUUAAAGUGUUUGUAAAAUAUA